Messenger RNA from Trichobilharzia szidati, 2144 nucleotides. NCBI's taxonomy places the organism in Eukaryota, Metazoa, Platyhelminthes, Trematoda, Strigeidida, Schistosomatidae. The record is from the annotation of a GenBank genome assembly.
AGCGAAAUGUACUUGUCGUUGUGCCUAUUUAAUGGAAUUUUCCAUGAAGUCAUUUUUCUGUCUUCUCGACACUUUGUUUUGUGGAGUAAUUUUGUCCAUAUGGUCGUUUUCUAGUUUAUCUUGAAUCUCCAAUCUCUUUCAGAUGUCAAGAACAUAGAGGCUGCCAGGUGAUUUCUUAGCAAUUUCGGAUUGAGGCCUCAGCCCAUGUCUGCUAUUCAAAUACACUGCUACGCAAAAGUGAUAAUCUUAAAGAUUUUAUCUCGGUCUUAGAAUGCCCGUUAGUGAAGUGUGUUUGUGGUGGGAGAAAAUCGCCCAUGUUUUUCUCGCUCUACCCAUGUUCAUGAGAAAUAUUCUCCGACUGAGUGGGCGUCAUUAUAGUGGAAAUUGUCAUAUUGACGUCACGUUUUUAAUCCGGAUUAUCCAGUAGAAUUCGCUUAUCGUUGUCGGCAAAUUUUAUGUUUAUCCUUCACAGCAUCGUCUUGGAACCUGUUUUAAACUGAGCUUAGUUAUAAUAUCGACAAGAGUACUGCGAGGAAACAAAAGCCGAAAGAUUCCUACACAGAGAUUAUCACGUCUACUUACAAUCUGACUACUGAUUUUGAAUUAUGAGUAGCAUAUACGUUACUGAGCCUGCAACAAAUGGAAAGGUUAUUCUGAAGACUACAGUUGGGGAAAUAGAGAUAGAAUUGUGGUCCAAAGAAGCCCCAAAAGCUUGCAGAAACUUUGUCCAGUUAUGUAUGGAGGGUUACUACAACGAUACAGCGUUUCAUCGGUUAGUACGUGGUUUCAUUGUUCAGGGUGGAGAUCCAACAGGUACUGGGGAAGGCGGAGAAAGUAUUUAUGGACAGCCUUUCAAAACGGAAAUUCACUCGAGGUUAUCGUUCAACCGUCGUGGUCUAUUGGGAAUGGCAUGCCUUGAGGAAAAUAUGAACGGUAGCCAAUUUUUCUUCACUCUAGGCCCGGCUCCUGAACUUACUGGAAAGCACACACUUUUUGGACGUGUCGCCGGUGAAACACUAUUCAAUAUGUUGCGUCUUGGUGAAGGAGAGAUAGGUCGAAAUGAAAGACCUGUAAGACUUCAUCGCAUUGUUGGUGCUUGUAUUAUUCUCAAUCCAUAUGAUGAUAUCGAACCAAGACAACUUAAAAAACCGUCAGUUAAAUCAAGUUCUGAAGAUGAAGUGAAAGUUACAGCGAAAGCCACCAAGAAUUUUUCCCUUCUCUCUUUUGGAGAGGAAGCAGAAGAAGAGGAAGAAGUUGUAAACACAGUUGUGGAGAAAUUUCGACAAAAAGGUAAAAGUGCUCAUGAUCUUCUGUCUGAUCCUCGUCUUAGCUCAGUGCCUGUAACAGUGAGCGAUGAAGAUGCCGAAGCAGUGAGCCGUGCGAAAUUAGAAUUAGAAAAAGAAGUUGAAGAAAGAAAACGAAAGCGUGAAGAAGCUCGUCGUCAGGAUGAUGAAGCUAAAAACAAGCGAAUUGAGAUGUUACGUCAAGAAGCUGAAGAGUUACGUCGUCAAAUCGCCCUAUCCAAACAAGCUGAGAAGAAUAAACAAUCAAAAGAAAAAGAGGAGAUGGAACGUAAAGCUCGUGAGGCAGAAGAACAAAGACAACAAGAAGAAGCUGCCUUAGCUCGUUGGGAAGCUAAACGAAAAGGUGAACUUGAUGGAGAUACAAAAGCUCUCCAACCUUUAGUAGAUGAUUUAGAUACUUUUUCGGCUGAUUUUGCCAGCUAUAAAGCAAAGUCGAAAAAGGUUAAAAAGGGUUCUGAACGUGAAGCUGCUACCUUAUCAUUACUAGAAAGAUUUGGUAAUCGUCUUCGGGCUGUUAUAGCUUCAGAAGAAUCGAAUAAUAAUGACACCUGCAAACUUUCAGAUAUGGAUGAAUGGAUGAAAAAUCGUCUAGUAUCAGAGGUUCCAACACCGGCCAGAAAAGUUCUCGAUCCUACUAUGCCUCAUCCUGAUCGUUAUGAUCUAUACGAUCCUAGAAAUCCACUAAAUGUUCGAAAGAGAGGUGGAGAUGCGGAAACUGUUACAGAACGAAAAUCCAAACGUGUUUGAUACUGUGUAAAAAAGAUAUAUGCUUAUCAGUCUGUAUAUAUAAAUCCUACUGUAUACUCUUUUUAAAAUAAAGAAUUUUAUGCUGUUAUUUAA